Molecule: messenger RNA, 1977 nt
Organism: Coregonus clupeaformis (lake whitefish)
Lineage: Eukaryota; Metazoa; Chordata; Actinopteri; Salmoniformes; Salmonidae
Product: vacuolar protein sorting-associated protein 37D
Exons: 4
Coding region: 189-1109 (306 amino acids)
Biological process (GO): protein targeting to membrane; ubiquitin-dependent protein catabolic process via the multivesicular body sorting pathway; protein targeting to vacuole
Cellular component (GO): ESCRT I complex
Source: RefSeq, a predicted model, not a curated record
UUAGCUGCAAACGUGGUAAGUAUGUGUCGCUGCAUCUUGUAUUGUCUCCGCCAACAGAAACGUUCCAUUCUCACUACGCGGUCUGCUUCAACACAACACGCGCUUGUGGCUGUGCUAUUCAAUGCGAACGAAAUGGAACCAAAUGGGCAUGCAAACGAAGUCGUCUGAACUGCGUGUGAAGGAAUACAAUGUCCAAUAUUAAGGACACGAACUCUAUCCCAGACGGGUAUAGGGCUCUAAACACCAAUGAAUUGCAGGAGCUUUUACAAGAUGAAGAAAAAAUGGACCAGAUCGUCCGACUCAAUGAGAAGUUUCAGGAGCUGCAGGUGGACAGAGAGAUACUGCUGACCUCCAACCGGAGCUUGGCCGAGGAGAGCCUCGCCUGGCGACCCCGCCUCAACAACGGCAAACUCCAGCUGGCUGAGAAAUACUGGGAUCUGACCAAUCUGGCAACCGCCUGCCGGGAAAAACAGAGCCGGCUCGAGGCCGACAUACAGAAGCACAGUCUCCAGACAGCACAGAAUCUUCUCCAGGAAGAUGUGGCGCGUGCUGAUGAACAGUCCGAGGACCUCCUGGAGAAGUUCAUGGAGGGGAAUGUGCCCCUGGAGGGGUUUCUUGAUUCCUUCCAAAGCUCCAGGAAGAGCUACCACAUCCGCCGUGCUCAGGCCGAGAAAAUCCAGGAGCUCAACCGAGCAAAACAGAAUUCCAGCAAACCCAAAAAGCCAGAGGAGCGAGAGGACAAGAUGCGGGAGGUGAAGAGGGACGAGCACCCGGAACCCCAGCGGCCCAACGGCUUCAUGGCCCAGGGCCCGCCCCGGGUCUUCCAGCUCCGCUACGGCCUCACCCCCGCCAUCCUGCUUCCCCACUUCCCCCUGCCACCCUCCUCCACCACCUCGCCCUCUGCCCCGACCCACACCAGUCUACCUCCGCUGGACUCCCAGCCAGGCCAGACCCACAUCCUGAGCCCCAGUGCCCCGCUCUCUGGACAUGGGCAUCCUGUGAACCUCCGGGUCAUUGGACAGUUACCCGGUGGCUGGUCAACCAGACCGAUGCGGUUACAGCAGCUCUAUAGGCCCGCCCCUCACCAGCCUGAGCCUCCAUACAGAUAACUGAGGAAUGGGCCCUAGAGGUCUCUAGACAUGGAACCAAACAGUGGCUACCAGACUCAUGCACGCAAAGAUGGCUGUUUGUGGAAUUGAUCUGAAUCAUAUGUUCGCCAUCCAUGACACAAAAUGUAAACAUACCUAAAAAAGGGAGAUAACCGGAAGCCAUAAAGCACGGAAGAAAUUUAGUUGAAAGCAAGGGAGUAAAUGAAGGAGAAACAGGGCAUGGUUUUCAUUUUUUAUUUGAAUGUUACACUUCCAGGGCAUUACAGUGUUGUAAAACACAGCUAUGAUAUGGAAAUGUCACAGAUGGACUAGUGUCUCCAGUUUGUCAUAAAAGACCUCAUUGUCCAUUAAUCCGACUGAGAACUGCAAGGCUUCUAUGAAAUGGCCUGGUGUCAUUUUGCUGAUGAUCAAUAAAGUCCAAAUCAUGGUGUUUAUUAUUAACCUAAAUCCUUGUUAUUACUUGUUUCAUAGUUCGAUCCAAGCAAUGCAGUCAUAUUUAUGCAGCUUUGGAACCAUUUCCAAGCCAUCGUCCUGAAAUUGCAACACAAAGAUUAACCAAGAACACGAUAUGUGGCAGCGUUUAUGCAGCUUCCAUUUUCAAAUGCACAUUUAGUGCAGAUGGUCUAAAAUGUAUUAUUUAUCCAGCCAGUAGAUAUACACUGGCAACACAACUGUUUGCUCUUCAAAAAAUGGUGUUAUCACGUGGAUUUUAUUAAAUGAAUAAUAUCGCUGAGAGUGGAUAUGGGGAAACACAGUAACAUUGUUAUCUUUGGCCAGGCUCCCAAACAGGGCUACAUUUUCUAAAGGGUCAUCAAGAUUCUCAGGCGAAGUUGAUUACUGUCACAAAUAAACCUUGAAGAGCGCCCAA